Molecule: messenger RNA, 3797 nt
Organism: Piliocolobus tephrosceles (Ugandan red Colobus)
Lineage: Eukaryota; Metazoa; Chordata; Mammalia; Primates; Cercopithecidae
Gene: ITGB1
Product: integrin subunit beta 1
Exons: 16
Coding region: 226-2622 (798 amino acids)
Biological process (GO): cell adhesion mediated by integrin; cell migration; cell-cell adhesion
Cellular component (GO): cell surface; integrin complex; focal adhesion
Molecular function (GO): laminin binding; collagen binding involved in cell-matrix adhesion; protein kinase binding
Source: RefSeq, a predicted model, not a curated record
CGGGAUCAGACGCGCAGAGGAGGCGGGGCCGCGGCUGGUUUCCUGCCGGGGGGCGGCUCUGGGCCGCCCAGUCCCCUCCUCCCGCCCUUGAGGAGGAGGAGUCGCAGCCACCCGCCGCGCCCGAGACCCAGGAGGCCCCGCCAGCCCGCAGGAGAGGCCGAGCGGGAGUCGCGGAACAGCAGGCCGGAGCCCACCGCGCCGGGGCCUGGACGCCGCGCGGAGAAGAUGAAUUUACAACUGAUUUUCUGGAUUGGACUGAUCAGUUCAAUUUGCUGUGUGUUUGGUCAAACAGAUGAAAAUAGAUGUUUAAAAGCAAAUGCCAAAUCAUGUGGAGAAUGUAUACAAGCAGGGCCAAAUUGUGGGUGGUGCACAAAUUCAACAUUUUUACAGGAAGGAAUGCCCACUUCUGCACGAUGUGAUGAUUUAGAAGCCUUAAAAAAGAAGGGUUGCCCUCCAGAUGACAUAGAAAAUCCCAGAGGCUCCAAAGAUAUAAAGAAAAAUAAAAAUGUAACCAACCGUAGCAAAGGAACAGCAGAGAAGCUCAAGCCAGAGGAUAUUACUCAGAUCCAACCACAGCAGUUGGUUUUGCGAUUAAGAUCAGGGGAGCCACAGACAUUUACAUUAAAAUUCAAGAGAGCUGAAGACUAUCCCAUUGACCUCUACUACCUUAUGGACCUGUCUUACUCAAUGAAAGACGAUUUGGAGAAUGUAAAAAGUCUUGGAACAGAUCUGAUGAAUGAAAUGAGGAGGAUUACUUCCGACUUCAGAAUUGGAUUUGGUUCAUUUGUGGAAAAGACUGUGAUGCCUUACAUUAGCACAACACCAGCUAAGCUCAGGAACCCUUGUACAAGUGAACAGAACUGCACCAGCCCAUUUAGCUACAAAAAUGUGCUCAGUCUUACUAACAAAGGAGAAGUAUUUAAUGAACUUGUUGGAAAACAGCGCAUAUCUGGAAAUUUGGAUUCUCCAGAAGGUGGUUUCGAUGCCAUUAUGCAAGUUGCAGUUUGUGGAUCACUGAUUGGCUGGAGGAAUGUUACACGGCUGCUGGUGUUUUCCACAGAUGCCGGGUUUCACUUUGCUGGAGAUGGGAAACUUGGUGGCAUUGUUUUACCAAAUGAUGGACAGUGUCACCUGGAAAAUAAUAUGUACACAAUGAGUCAUUAUUAUGAUUAUCCUUCUAUUGCUCACCUUGUCCAGAAACUGAGUGAAAAUAAUAUUCAGACAAUUUUUGCAGUUACUGAAGAAUUUCAGCCCGUUUACAAGGAACUGAAAAACUUGAUCCCUAAGUCAGCAGUAGGAACAUUAUCUGCAAAUUCUAGCAAUGUAAUUCAGUUGAUCAUUGAUGCAUACAAUUCCCUUUCCUCAGAAGUCAUUUUGGAAAACGGCAAAUUGUCAGAAGGAGUAACAAUAAGUUACAAAUCCUACUGCAAGAACGGGGUGAAUGGAACAGGGGAAAAUGGAAGAAAAUGUUCCAAUAUUUCCAUUGGAGAUGAGGUUCAAUUUGAAAUUAGCAUAACUUCAAAUAAGUGUCCAAAAAAGGAUUCUGACAGCUUUAAAAUUAGGCCUCUGGGCUUUACGGAGGAAGUAGAGGUUAUUCUUCAGUACAUCUGUGAAUGCGAAUGCCAAAGCGAAGGCAUCCCUGAAAGUCCCAAGUGUCAUGAAGGAAACGGGACGUUUGAGUGUGGCGCGUGCAGGUGCAACGAAGGGCGUGUUGGUAGACAUUGUGAAUGCAGCACAGACGAAGUUAACAGUGAAGACAUGGACGCUUACUGCAGAAAAGAAAACAGUUCAGAAAUCUGCAGUAACAAUGGAGAGUGCGUUUGUGGACAGUGUGUUUGUAGGAAGAGGGAUAAUACAAAUGAAAUUUAUUCUGGCAAAUUCUGCGAGUGUGAUAAUUUCAACUGUGAUAGAUCCAAUGGCUUAAUUUGUGGAGGAAAUGGUGUUUGCAAGUGUCGUGUGUGUGAGUGCAACCCCAACUACACUGGCAGUGCAUGUGACUGUUCUUUGGAUACUAGUACUUGCGAAGCCAGCAAUGGACAGAUCUGUAAUGGCCGGGGCAUCUGCGAAUGUGGUGUCUGUAAGUGUACAGAUCCGAAGUUCCAAGGGCAAACAUGUGAGAUGUGUCAGACCUGCCUUGGUGUCUGUGCUGAGCAUAAAGAAUGUGUUCAGUGCAGAGCCUUCAAUAAAGGAGAAAAGAAAGACACAUGCGCACAGGAAUGUUCCUAUUUUAACAUUACCAAGGUAGAAAGUCGGGACAAAUUACCCCAGCCAGUCCAACCUGAUCCUGUGUCCCAUUGUAAGGAGAAGGAUGUUGACGACUGUUGGUUCUAUUUUACAUAUUCAGUGAAUGGGAACAAUGAGGUCAUGGUUCAUGUUGUGGAGAAUCCAGAGUGUCCCACUGGUCCAGACAUCAUUCCAAUUGUAGCUGGUGUGGUUGCUGGAAUUGUUCUUAUUGGCCUUGCAUUACUGCUGAUAUGGAAGCUUUUAAUGAUAAUUCAUGACAGAAGGGAGUUUGCUAAAUUUGAAAAGGAGAAAAUGAAUGCCAAAUGGGACACGGGUGAAAAUCCUAUUUAUAAGAGUGCCGUGACAACUGUGGUCAAUCCGAAGUAUGAGGGAAAAUGAGGACCACCUGUGCACAUCCCACAACACUGAAUGCAAAGUAGCAAUUUCCAUUGUCACAGUUAGGUCGCUUUAGGGCAAUAUUGCCAUGGUUUGGUUCAUGUGCAGGUUUUGAAAAUGUACAAUAUGUAUAAUUUUUUAAAUGUUUUAUUAUUUUGAAAAUAAUGUAAUUCAUGCCAGGGACUGACAAAAGACUUGAGACAGGAUGGUUAUUCUUGUCAGCUAAGGUCACAUUGUGCCUUUUUGACCUUUUCUUCCUGGACUAUUGAAAUCAAGCUUAUUGGAUUAAGUGAUAUUUCUACAGUGAUUGAAAGGGCAAUAGUUAAUGAGCAUGAUGAGAGUUUCUGUUAAUCAUGUAUUAAAACUGAUUUUUAGCUUUACAAAUAUGUCAGUUUGCAGUUACGCAGAAUCCAAAGUAAAUGUCCUGCUAGCUAGUUAAGGAUUGUUUUAAAUCUGUUACUUUGCUAUUUGCCUGUUAGACAUGACUGAUGACAUAUCUGAAAGACAAGUACAUUUAGAGUUGCUGGUGUAAAAUAGGUUUGAAAUAGUUGAUCUGCACAGGCCAUGGGAAAAAUUCAGAGAGUUAGGAAGGAAGAACCAAUAGCUUUAAAACCUGUGUGCCAUUUUAAGAGUUACUUAAUGUUUGGUAACUUUUAUGCCUUCACUUUACAAAUUCAAGCCUUAGGUAAAAGAACCGAGCAAUUUUCUGCUAAAAAGUCCUUGAUUUAGCACUUUUUACAUAAAGGCCAUACUUUGCAAAGUAUUUGCUGAAUGGGGACCUUUCGAGUUGAAUUUAUUUUAUUUUAUUAUUUUUAUUUUGUUUAAUGUCUGGUGCUUUUUAUCACCUCUUCUAAUCUUUUAAUGUAUUUGUUUGCAAUUUUGGGGUAAGACUUUUUUUAUGAGUACUUUUUCUUUGAAGUUUUAGCGGUCAAUUUGCCUUUUUAAUGAACAUGUGAAGUUGUACCGUGGCUAUGCAACAGCUCUCACCUAUGCGAGUCUUACUUUGAAUUAGUGCCAUAGCAGACCACUGUAUGUUUACUUCUCACCAUUUGAGUUGCCCAUCUUGUUUCAUACUAGUCAUAUUCUUGUUUUAAGUGCCUUUAGUUUUAACAGUUCACUUUUUACAGUGCUAUUUACUGAAGUUAUUUAUUAAAUAUGCCUAAAAUACUUAAAUCGGA